CUCAAACGACAUUUCAAUUGGAAAAUUGUGACGCUCUCGUCUCGUCUAACGCUCGAGUUAAGAGACUUCUUUCUUGGGCAAGGCCAGACUUUUCAAACUACUCGUUGAAGUUCUUGGAUGAGUGAGUAUCGCGAGAGUCCAGGACCACGACAUGGCAGCUACCCACGUCUUUCGGGAAUCCUUUGUCUUUGGGCAUAAAGAACUGACGCACUGGUUUCCAUCGCAUAUGGCUCGAAGUAUGAAAAAGAUGGAAGGUACUAUGAGGAAAGUAGACUGUGUUAUAGAGGUCCAUGAUGCGAGGCUUCCUUUUGCUGGUAGGAAUCCAGCAUUCCGAGAAAGCUUCGGCAUCAAACCCCAUCUUCUGAUUCUUAACAAGAAAGACUUAGCAGACAUGGCGUUAAGUAAUGAUAUAAGAAAACGUUUGCGGCAGGAGGAGGGGAUCGAGCAUGUUAUGUUCACAAAUUGUUUGCAGCAGAACAGUCCAAGUGCUAAAAAAAUCAUACCUGCAGUGAUCGAUAUCGUCGGGGGAAGGGAAAGAUUCAAUCGGGCAGAGGACCAGGAAUAUUCCAUUAUGGUUGUAGGGAUCCCAAAUGUUGGCAAGUCGUCCCUCAUCAACGCCCUCCGAAGGAUGCACGUAAAAAGAGGAAAGGGAACGAAGGUUGGAAGGCUUCCAGGGGUUACAAGAUCGUUGAUGCAGAGAAUUCUAGUGAGUGAGCAGCCUCGAGUCUGGUUGUUUGAUACCCCCGGCAUCACAACACCUUUCAUUCAGAAUGUUGAGAUUGGUAUGAAGCUUGCUAUUAUGGGCACACUUCAAGACCACAUGGUCGGAACCGAGCUGAUUGCUGACUAUACACUCUUUACUCUCAAUAGAUUGCAGAAAUUUAGGUAUGUGGAUGUGUACAACAUUUCUGAACCUUGUGAUGAUAUUGACAGAGUAUUAGCUGACAUAGCAAUCAAGUUUGGCAGAACAAGAAAGCUGAAGACCUAUGAAGGAUCAAGGAGGGAAGUAUUGGACAUUCACGCGGCUGCUUCGAUCCUUGUCCGUGACUUUAGGACCGGAGUUUUAGGCCGAAUAUCCGUGGAUUGAUCUUCAACAUUUGGACAGACGAUAGAAUAAACUGUAAUCCCUUUGACUGUGGUAUCAUGGUGAAAACUAUAUCAAGUCUAUGGGAAUUUGGAAAUAUGUUGUAAAAUGCUCAAGUGCAAUAUGUUCCUUUAGGACCUUGUGGUGAGAGCAGCCGUCGCAGUUGACCCUCUGGAUUGCAUUUCUAUUCUUCAAUGUGUGAAUCCAUAUGAAAAGCAGCUUGCUAGCGUGGUAUUUCAUUGAACGAAUGUAUGUAUGUUUAUGCAUGGAAAUAUACAUACUGGUAAAAUGUAUAUUUUUGUAAGAUUUUUCGUUUGUGUCAGAAUCAGAUAUAAAUUAAACAGUGCCUUAUUC
Messenger RNA from Lytechinus pictus (painted urchin), 1438 nucleotides. RefSeq names its product mitochondrial ribosome-associated GTPase 1-like. Gene Ontology annotation, biological process: mitochondrial translation. Gene Ontology annotation, molecular function: GTP binding; GTPase activity. NCBI's taxonomy places the organism in Eukaryota, Metazoa, Echinodermata, Echinoidea, Temnopleuroida, Toxopneustidae. Gene Ontology annotation, cellular component: mitochondrion. The record is from RefSeq and is a predicted model, not a curated record. The transcript has 11 exons. The coding region runs from base 152 to 1087 and encodes 311 amino acids.